AGAAAACGGAAGUGGGGGAGGUCCGUGAAUCCUCGGCAGAUGCCAACAACGAGACCCAUGAAAAGCAGGUGAAUCGGGAUAUGGGAGUUCAAUAAAACCGUCGCGCCAGGCCUUGCCUUGGUCAAGUUUUCGUGAAGUUGCGACUUGAGUGAGAGUGGGUCACAAUGUCGAUGGAACCAGUGCGGGAUGUGGACCUGGGAUACCAAUACAUGGGCAUGUCGGUGUGCACGGUGGUGGCUCCGGAGAGGGGAAGGGAGGCGAGGAACAAUUCUGUGCAGUCCCGGCGGAGGCGUAGAACCGUGGCGAGGAGAAUCGCGUUGGGAGUGUUCCGAUUGCCGUCUUGUUGCACUGCGCCCUCCACUCUUGAAGAUCCAGAUCCGUUGUCGGACAACAUCGGAAGGAAUCCGAGAUAUGCCCCCACUGGGGAGAUUAGCCCUCACAUUCCCUACGUGCCCAAAUACAUCCACUCGAGAGAGAUUUCUCGCCUCCCUGUGAAAAGCAAGCUGCAGCGCAAGGUGAUUAUUUAUUCGCCGAGCUCUGGGACGUCUAUGCAGCAGCUGCAGUCGACAUCCAAGGCAGCCCAAUGGAGGAUUGACUACGAAACUGAAACCAAGUGGGAAAGCUCCUUGAAAGGAUGGACAUCGACAGGGGAUUCUUACUUGGAUGUCGACGAAUCGGGUUUGCAAUUUGACAGCAAAGAGGCGGCCAUUACUUUUGCUGAACAAUAUGGCUGGUCCUAUAAGGUCAAGGAAGCGAAGCACAAGAGAAACUCAUCCUUGGGUAAUUUCGACUGGGUGGAACCGUGAUUGCUGGAAGUGCUUGAAAACUUGAAUCACUUACGCAGAAGUUCGAACAUCUACAUAAGUGUAAUUUAGUUUGUGCGUCUGGAGAGCCAAUUCUUAAAUUUCCUGGGGAACGUUGAGUGCUGUUUCUCACCAAUUGGAGUCAUAAAUCUAGAGGAUCUCAAAACAAAAACAAAAAAAAACAAAAAACAAAAAAGCCGCACACGUAGGGUGCUCAUUGUCAUUGACCUUACCAGACUGACUAGAGCCCCCACUGAAGGGCAAACCCAGUCAGAUGUAUUAAAUGAGUAUUCAGCGUGUUCCACAUCAUUGUACUAAAGGAUAGCUGUUGGAUGACGAUAAUGGAAAGUCAUUCCUUGUGAAAUCCUUCAAUCUAAACAUAUUGGUUGUUCAACCCCUAAUUUGUGAUUCACGAACAUG
Physcomitrium patens is the source of this 1223-nucleotide messenger RNA. RefSeq lists its product as uncharacterized. Lineage: Eukaryota; Viridiplantae; Streptophyta; Bryopsida; Funariales; Funariaceae. The record is from RefSeq and is a predicted model, not a curated record. Gene Ontology annotation, biological process: electron transport chain.